Molecule: messenger RNA, 14736 nt
Organism: Didymodactylos carnosus
Lineage: Eukaryota; Metazoa; Rotifera; Eurotatoria; Philodinida; Philodinidae
Source: the annotation of a GenBank genome assembly
AUGGUAUCAUGUACGAACUUCAAAGUUAAAGUCAAUAUAGAUCAUGUAACACGAAUUCUUACUGAUGUAUUUGAUUACAUUGAUAAAUUAUUAAAUGGUUCUAUUAAUGCAUCAAAACUAUUAAAACUACAGUCUGUAAAUUUUGAUGAUAUGAACAUACGUCAUGAAGUUACGAAGCUUCUUAGUAGUACUACUGGUCAAUUAAACACGAAUGAAAAUCAAAUUGAUCAAGUAUGUGAAUAUCUUCAAAUGCAUCAGUAUUAUAGUUUUAUACCAACACUUUUAAACUGUAUAACUACCUUUAAUAUUAUUAACGAACAUGAUGAUGUUCUUAUUAAUUUAAACACAUUGAUUAAUGAAAACAGAAACACUCUAAAUGAUAUAUCUGCCAUAAAUAAAACUUUAACGGACGUCUUCAAUGGAUUACAUAAUCAACAUAUGGAAUUAAUUAAAACAGUUUUAAAUUGUUCAUCACUUAUAAUUAUGUUAAAAAAGUAUGAUUUAUAUAGUCAAUUUGGUCAACGUCGUUUUCUUGAAUUAAGAGAUAAUUUAACAGCACAAUUUCAGUUGCAAGAACGUAAUAAUCUUGUACUUAAUGCAUUCAUCAUUCUUCACACUGUGUGUGAACCAUUUUGUAUCAAAGCAAAUUCAUUAGAACAAUUUCUUUCUCGAUUGUACAAAUUGGAUAAUGCCGAUGAAGCAUUAAUUCAAAUAGAAAUUUGCUACAAAAAUAAUCAGAUGAUUAAUAUUUGGUUAUCGAGUGAUGUGAGCACAUUAGAAAAUUCUAUCAUCAUAAUGGAACAUCUAUAUAAAACUGGUAUAAUACACGUACAUCUUCAACACCUCAUUAAUCGUGAAUCAUAUUUUGAAAUACAAUAUCAUUUAGAAAAGACAACUGAAGCUCAUAAUGAACUGGAAAUUGAUGAGCAACAAACAACGAUGAAAAAAACAAAUCAUAUUAUGACAAUGUCUGAUUUUGCUGAUCACAAGCGUCAACUUACAUUUUGUAAUGUGGAUUUGAUUGAUAUAUCUGAGAAGAGAAUUAUGCUGUUGGAACAGUUGAAAUUGUUUAAUACAAUAGAAACAUUAUUUUCAAUUCUAACAAAAUUAGAAAAUUAUGGUCAUCCACAUUAUCAACAUACAACAAAAACGUAUAUCAUCGGCGAUGAAUCAAAAGGAUUAGCUUAUCUGUUACAAAGUUUAAAAGAUUUUAAUCGAUCUACACUUAUCUACUACAGUAUUGAUAAUCAAGAUGAAUAUUUUACAAUGAAACAAGAUGAACUAAAACUAUGUCUUGAAAGUUGGACUAAAAAGUUUGAAUCAAUAUCUGUUACAUCACAAUACACACUUGAUGAAUGGAUUCGAAUACUCAAUCAAUAUAGAUUUUCCAAUAAAUGGCUUUAUCUCUUAUCAAAUCGUCAAAUAAUGAUUAUGUCAACAUUAUUAACAUCAAAUCAAUCUCGACGACAAUUUUUAUCAGAGAUUUAUAAAAAUUAUAAUUGGAAUGAAAAACCUGAACAAAUGGAUGAUCGAGAACAAAAUUUAGUGAUUGAAUUUAUUGGUCAUUAUUUAAGACUAAUACGAGUUAUCAGUUAUCAACCAGAAACGACUGAUAUGAGAACUCGAACUCGUAUUAAAAAUCUACUCAAAGAAUGUUAUAGUCACACCGAUACUACUGGUGAAGAUCGUUUAAAGAAAAUAUGUGAUUUUAUUAAUGGAGCUUUAUUAUCUAAUGUUGAACAAAGUAUGUCAAAUUUCGAAGGAGAUUCUAUCAGUAACAGAAGUAAUAAUUCAACGACUACAACAGCUAAAGAACAAUACCUAAUUACAUUACUUCGAAAGACAAAUCAUGACUCGUUGUUAACAAAAGUUGAUAAUUGCUUGGAUUUUGAAACAUUGAGUAUUGUCUUUACUCUUUACAAUAACGAAUUACCAGCUGCUUUUCAAAUUCUUUGGUGUACAACAGCAACAGAAGAAGAUAUUUUGUUAUUCUUUAAACGAGUUCGUACAUUUAUAAACAAAAUUUUCAUUGUUCUUGAUAUUGACAAAAUGUCUCAUCGUACACGUGAUAUAUUAUUGCAAGAACAAAAUGAAUUGUCAAGAAGAUCCGAGCGUCAUGCACAAGUUUACUAUUUUUCAUACUCUUUGACUUGUAGGAAGGGUAUGCGACAAUGGUUUUCUGCACAAUCACAUGAGCCUAGAACAGUGAAAUCAAUACUAAACCGAAAUUAUUUAGUGACUCCUUAUAUCAGACCUAAUAUUGCUGUUAUUAUCGGAAAAUCGAGCAUUGGUAAAACGCACAAAAUUCGCAUGGAACUACGGAAACAAAAUGCUAUUUCCGUCAGUAUUAAUGAUAGCAUUAACUUGUCAAAAUUAACAAGUACAUUAAUAGCAUCUUCACUUGUUACUAACGAAGAAAUCAUAAUCUACUUCAACAUUUCGAGUCAUGCACCAUUCGAUGAACUAAACCGCAUAUUCUUUUCCUUGUUUGUAUGCGGAACAUUAAUGGAUCCAGAUACUGGCAUCGUAUUUUCUUUAUCGGAAAAUGCAAAAUAUAAAUUUAUUAUUGAAAUACCUUAUGUUGAUAGUACGCACUUAUCCGUAGCAAAAAGUUUCGAACAGACACUUCCUCUGUUAUCAUUAUUGUGUUCAACUAAUAUCGAAGAAAUCAAUGACGAUAAUUACGAAUUACAUAUUGGAAAAAACGAAGAAUUGGUUGCUCGUUUCUUAAAAGCAUUUUAUGAUAAGAAUAUUGAUCAGAUAUCAGUCAAUGAUGAACCGAUCGUAUUUCCAAUGCUACGUGAUCUCCAAGACUGUCGUACACAAAUAUACAGAGCAAUGGAUGGGUUCAACGAUAAUAAAAUAUUUAUACGAAGUUUUGUACAAUUUCUGUCUCGUCGUUUUCAAUUUUUUCUUACACAAUUCUAUCAGCUUAAUACAGAGCGACCAAAUCUUGGCUCAAUAGUUAUUCGACAAAUGAUAGAAGAAGCAAAAAGUCUCGUACACAUUGAUUUCAAAGAUGAAAAUUUUCGAAAAGUUUAUUUAAUUUAUGAUCCAGGUUUUUCACUACAACUACUUCAUACAAACUGGACUAUGGUACCUGAACAAAUAAAACAAUUAUUCAGACAUAAUGAUCCUUUGACACGAGAACUUUAUAUCGGUAAAGAUCCAUUUCCAAUACUGCUUUCUUGGUUAUUGAAUAUAUCUCCAAGUUAUUUCUUCGAUUUAUUAGACAAGACAAAAUUUGUAUUAACAGAAAUUCUUGCGUAUAAGUUAUUUCAUCUGCAUGAAAGAAAGUUAACACGCAUGCCGCUUAUUAUUGAGGGGGAUACUGGUGUGGGGAAAACGUUUUUGUUACACUUUUACUCGUUGUUGUUAAAUUCAAGACUUAUGAAUGAUCGAGAUCUCGAUAUCGCUCCAUGUCUGCUAGAAAAAACAAACUUGUGGUUGUUAAAAGAUGUUCUUGAAAAACUUGAUACAACAAUUGUUAGAGGAAUAGUACGAGUAUUUAAACCGCAUAUUAUAUUUAAUCAAAUCACCGAAAAUGAACUAAGAGUGAUGAAUACAACCGUCGAUAAUUUUACUGACGUUGAAAUUAAUUUGAAAAGUUUGGAUGAAGGUAUAAAUGUAAAUGAAGGCAGCAUUACAGAGAAUAUGAAUCAGAUCAAAAUCUCUUUGCAAAACUUCUUGUACUCUGCAGGAGAUCUGCAGAAGCUUUGGAAAGUUAUUCUUUUAGUAACAGAAUAUUAUGAAUCAAGCAAUACAUAUUGUGCCAAUACUAUUGAUGAUGGUGAUUCGUCUACACUGUUGGAUACAUUAAUGUCAGAUUUACGUAAACAUAUUGAAUUAAGGCUGUCAUCGACACACCUUCUCAUGGGCAGUUCAUAUUUACAUCAGUUGGUGACAGAGAAGGAUGUAAAACUAAAUAUCAAAACAAGCAUCGAAAUGUUCAAUGAAUUUAUUUCACGUACAACUGUGAAACCAUUAUUCUAUCGGUUACUUCUACAUCCAGGUUUGUUUAAAGAAAUGUUUAUGGACAGAUCUCUAGAUGGUCAUCCGUUACCCGACAACAUUUUUUUCACGGCUGCUAUUAAUCCAUACAAUACAAACAAUACAGAUCAAAUAACAAUUGACAAUACAUCCGCGAUUCAUCGAUCAGAUUAUUUGGUAAAUGAAUUACCAGUCGCAUUACAAUAUUUAAAAUGUGCAUACUCAGCCCUUCCACCAUCUCAAUUGGAGGUAUACGUUCAACGGAAAAUUACCUUGUUCAACACAGAAAUCACUGGGAACGAGAAUCUUAGAGAACACUUAGAAAAAAUUUUACGCAACGCCAUAUUAUUUGCUCAAAACUUUUGUUCUGAACGAUUAAGUAAAAACUCUGUUAGCCAACGUGAAAUUGAACGAUGUUUUCACAUAAUCAAUUUUUUCUGGUCAACAGGUGAUAAUAUCACAGACACUCGUCACAGGCUACGUCGAAGUAUAAUAUUAGCUGUCGCUCUGGUCUAUUAUCUUCGUUUACCCACAACAGAAGAUCGACAACAACAAAAUUUAAGUGGACCAACCAGAGAAGACUUUUCCAACGAUAUUUCGCGUCUAAUACCUAAUUUUGGAAAAAUUGUUCAGCAAGAACUGGAAAGUUUUGUUACAACAGAAAAUUUUCUUUUCCCACCUGGAGUGGCAUUAAAUCAGGCUGUCCGAGAACAUAUUUUUGCUAUUGUUGUUAGUAUAGCAAACAAAAUUCCGCUAUGUAUUAUCGGUGCACCAGGGCAAUCAAAAACGCUUAGUUUUCAAAUUGUUUUACAAAAUCUUCAAGGAACACAACUUUCACCAAAACAGUUUUGCACCAAGUUCCCAUCAGUUGAUGCUUUUUUUUGUUUGGGCUCCAAAUACAGUCGUCCAGAAGAUAUAGCUGCAGUUUUUGAACGUGCUAUCCGACGUGAACAACAUUAUGACCAAAAUCGAAUAAAUACAAGGUGUGUGGUAUUUUUGGAUGAAGCUGGACUACCUGAUGAGAAAAAAAUGGUUCUAAAAGUAUUGCAUCCGUAUUUAGAUGAAUGUAAAGUUGCAUUUAUUGCCGUCUCAAAUAAAUUGUUCGACGCAGCAAAUGCAAAUCGAAUGAUGUGUGUAUUCCGCUCGUUACCUUCAAAACAAGAUCAGCUUACUCUAGCAUUUGGAUGUCUUGGAGUACAAUAUCCUCAUAAUGGUGUCGAUGAUCGUAUAGAAAAAAUCGUUGCCGGUCUUUGUACAGCAUAUCGUCAAGUACUUAAAUCUGAAGCAAUUCCAAAUAUAUUUCAUGAUCGAGAUUUUAUUUAUUUGUGCCGAGAAUUACGUUUCGAACUGAAUAGUAGUAUUUUAGAUGCAAACACUGAUACUGAAAUUUGGUCAUCUAGUCAAAAUCGAAACAGUUCAAAUAGUAUUUUUCGUUCUUUCCCUUCAAUCAGUUUGUUACGUGCUUUAGAAAACAACUUCAAUGGUAUAUCUCAGGAACAAUUCAGAAAAUUAGUAGAUAUUUUCUUUAAAUGUAUAACCGAAGAAUGUGGUGUUGUUUUAUUAUCGCCAAAAGAAACAGAUUAUCGUAAUGUAAUUACAGUGUUACGUGAAGCCAUGCAACUCGAAUCAAGCCGACGACGUUUAUACGGUCGGUAUAAAUUAAUUAUUGACGAAAGUGAAGAUGAGUCAGUUGCACGUUUAUUAUUUGAAGUUGGCAUUCUUAAUUCAAAUGCUGAAGACACAGUAAUAUUUCGCAUGUCCGAUUUCGAAGCAGAUAUUGAUAAUGAAUUAAAGAAUGUCGAAUUAUUAUCAACAAUCAAACUGUGCAUGGAAAUAGGAAAAACAAUACUAAUGAUUAAUACUGGUCGUAUACAUGGCGCAUUGUAUGAUGUAUUCAAUCAAAACUUCAGUAUUAUGGCUACUGGUGAUGAACGAAAAAUAUUUUCUAAAGUAGCUAUUGGUGCCCAAACAGUCGAUUGUGUUGUGCAUGAACAAUUUCAGUGUAUCGUCUAUAUAAAACGAUCCGGAUUACGUGAAACGCCGGCACCAUUUCUAAGUCGAUUUCAAAAAUAUUCAUUUGGCAUUAGUGAUUUUUUUAAUAUUCAGCUUCAAAAAUUACCACCAGCGUCACAACAACUCUUGAGAAAUGUUGAAUCAAAAGCCUUAUCGUUUGUGCAUCACUUUGAUAAACAGUAUUUCUAUGGUUUUACUGACAAUACAUUGUACUCCAUUAUGUUGACACUUAUCAAAAGCAUAAAAUCUCAGUCUAUUCAAGCAACUACAUCAUAUAAUCCACAAGCUGAUGACGAUAACAACAGUCAGUCUUCUACAACAAACCAACGGCAAUUACAAACAAGUGAAAAACCUGUACCAACCUACGAUACCGAAUUGAAAACAUUCUUGAAUACACGUCAUUACACUCAGCUAACAAUUAAAUCCAAACGGGUUAUUGAGGAAGAUCCGUUAAAUGUACAACAAUGCUUGUUACGUGCAGUUAUAUCAAAGUUAAUUCAACUUGUAACUCCUGAAGCUCUCAUUUUAAAAUUACCAUCCUUUGAAAACUCUGUAUCAAAAUGGAUAUCUAAAGAUUAUUUUUGCAACCAAGAACAUUUUAGUCUUUAUAAUUUUGUUCGAUUACUUUUAUCUUCAUCAGACCAGAUAGAUGAGUCAUGUUAUGUUCAGUCGAGCAAUCCCCUAAACACAUCAGCUAAAAUAACAAUAUUUACACGAACAACUGCCUACAUAGAUGGUUUAAAUCAAUCUUCAAAAAUUGAUUUAUUCGGUGAUUAUAGUAAACGGAUAGAUGUAUUAAAUGUGGCAUCAAUAGAUAAUGCAAAGGAUUUAACAAGAGCAUUAGACAAUUUUAAUAAUGAUAUUGCCAAAGAUAUCUUUUUAAUUGUUAUAAAUGGACGAAGUAAUGCUCAAAAACAGCACAUAGCUUUCGUACGAGAAUCAGUUGAUAAAUUUGAAGAUAGUGCAAAUUCCACUCGUAAUAGUUCUAGAACACAAUCGGUACGUCCAAGAUUUCUUUUUGAUAAUCACCAACAACAGCAGCAAUCACAACUUAAACCUAAAUAUUUUCUUUUAUUAUUGCAUGUACCAUCACAAGAAUUGUACCAUCAUUCUUGUUGUUCAAGUAUUUAUUUACACGAUUGGGAGUUUUAUUUUUUUGAUACUUGUACAUCAGGAAAAGAAAUUCAUUUACAAAAAAUGUGCUGGACACUAUGUUUAACAGAUGAAAGAUCUAUAGAAAAUAAUGAAGAUGAUGAUAAAAAUAUGCUUGGUGAUUUUGAUAAUUUAUUUGAAGAAGCAUUAUGGAAUUUUUGUAGUCGAAUGCCAAAAUGUAUACAUGACCCGCCAACAAGCAUAAUACAAAACCCCAAUGUUGAUGAAUUCUAUGAAAAAAACAUUAGUCUCACUAAGCGCGUACACUAUCUAAAAGAGAUAAUAAAAAUUUGUUCUGAGUUGCAAGAAAAUCUUGUUAGUACAUAUCAUAAACGUAUGGCAAAAAACAAUCAAACAAUGUAUAACACAAUCUAUCAAAUUGCAAAGCAGAUUCUAUGUGGACAACGAUAUGAUGGUCUUGUAAGUUCACUUAGGACAGAAAUAGCCAAUUCAUUUACUAACUAUGUUGGCUUUAUUUUAUGUCAUAUUGUUAGCGAUUAUGGUUUAUAUGCAAUUUCAAAAACACCACAUAAUUAUAAAUUGAUGGCUGAUCUCAUUGAUUACUCAUUUUUGGAAUCAAAUGACGCUAAUGACAUGAAUUCAUGUUUACCAGUGCUGCAUCAGUAUUCGUGUGUUCCGAGAACACUUUUGUACUCCUUAUUUCAUGCACGUAUCAAGUUUCAUGCAGAUAAGUUCAAAAUGGCAGAUGAUAUUCAAAACUCAGACAAUCUACUAGAAAAUGAUGAUCAGUGUUUAUUUUACAAUCAGUUAACAACAACAAUGUCUAUGGAUCAAAAAAAUAAGGUUAAUACAAUUCAAUACACAAAUAUAAAAUUUCGUGAUUGGCUUUAUCGAGCAAUCGUAGAGGACGAAAUUGUUAGCGACAUAAUAAAGAACUUAAACGGAGACUUGAUCAACUCUUAUUCAUUUGACUUGGUCAAUAUAUAUUGUAGCAUAUUCGAAAGCGAAAACGAUGAUGUUAGAGAACACGAAGAUGCAAUUGAAUUUGUUUCGAAAUGGUUACAACUAACUGAUCAAUAUGACCGUUCUAUGAACGCAAACAAUGAUAGCAUCUUUCUAUUAUCUCAUGUAUACGCAUCAUUUGAAUAUAAUAAAAAUCAUUUAAUUUCGUUAUAUGUUGCUUGUCGUGUACUCAAACAAUUAAAUGCAACACUUCUUAAAUCAACUUUAUAUAACGAAGGUAUGAAACGACUACAAUUUGAAGAAAAUAUAUUUUAUGAAAUGUUUGAAUAUUUAUGGAAAACAUUAAUAGAAUUACGUCAGAGUCCUGGAGAAUAUUUAAUAUGGCUUCAAAGUUAUUUAUUUAUUUCACGCUAUUACCCAUCGGAAAAAGUUCUUCAUAGUACACAAUUACAUACUAUUAAAUCACAAAUUGAAGUUAUGCAUUUAUGUUAUCUUAUUUUCAUAAAUGAAAAAACUCCAUCCCCAGUUGAUUUAAUUCUUACUGUUUUACAGGAACAUUCAUCAAAUAUACUGUUUGAAGAGGGAUGUUUAAAUGCAAUGCCUCUUAUAAUACCGAUGAUAACAAAAUAUUUCUGUUCAAAGUCACUGUUACAAGAUUCUGUUACAUUAUUAUUUGAUGUUAUGCAAUGGAUACUUUCUUUAUUAACGACUAAAGCCGCACUUCUAGGGGAAGACAUAGUCAAUGAUAUUGAAAAUGUAAUGAAAAUUCUAAAUGAAUCUAACCAAUUAGACUUCUCAUUUAAACAAUUUCUGUUUGAUAAAACUUCUCAUAUCAUUGUGAACCAUAUGGAUAAGCAAGAUAUACAUUAUGAGCAUCGGUGUCCACAUCAAAUACUAAGUAUAUUAUUACCAAUUGUAGUCAAAUGUUUGUCACUUUCAUUUACUGAAGUGGAUACAAAUGGAUUCUCUUAUAUACCACCCUACCAUCCAUUCGUAAUUGUAUCCGAUGGUAUUAACAUCAAUACAUUACAGCAACAGUCGUUAAUUAAUUUACUUUUCUUCCACAUUCGAAAUCAUUUAAAUAAUUAUAGUUUCAAAUGUGACUUUGUUGAUUUAUUAAUGAACCAUACUACUUCACCAAUGACAAAUAUCGUAGCUCAUAAUACUGUGAUAGCAACAAUAUACGAAUCAAUUAAAACAUAUUUAAUAAUUGAAUGUACAGCUUGUUUACUCUGUGAAAAUGAUUAUGAUGAUGAUUCUGUCGAAUGGUCUGACUCUAUUAGAUGUUUUUUGCGCGUGUAUGUUCCUAUCUCAAAACAACAAAAUGCUUUUGACCAUAAUAUGAAACAGUUUUUAUCGACAAUUCUACGGAAACGUGAUUGGAAUUAUCUUAUAAAUUUGUUACAAUCUAAUUUUUUACGCACAAUUCAUAAUGAAUGGUCAACAAAAAUAUCUGAACUGCUUAGUAACAUUCAAAAGUUAAGAAGAAAUGAGGAACGUUUGCACGUGUAUGAUCAACUGGAGUUUACUUUAUCGACUAAUGCACCGAGUUGUUCUGCAUUUUCUAAGUUACAUCAACCGUAUACAAAUAUCAGUAAAAUAUUUGACGAAUGUGCAAACAAUAAAAGUGAAAGCGAUAACUGGACACCAUUAUUCACAUGGUGUCUCGAGCAAUUAUCGCUUGAAGAUGAACCGCUAUUUCCAAAUGAGAUAAAGAUGAUGCUGUUUUUAAAAAUUUAUUAUGAUUAUUAUUGUCACGAAAAUAUUUUAAGUUUGUCCAAUCUCGUAGAAUCAUUACAAAGUGUACAACAACUCGAGCUCAUCGAAGAAGAACUACGUGUGUUUAAAGCAAUAUUAAUGCCAGAAACCUACAUGAUUGGUUACAAUGAUCACGAAGAAGAAACUAAUGCAUUAAAUGAAUUGUUUAAACUAACUUUUACAUCAGAAGAUGAAUUAUGUAUUCGACAUGCUCUAUUCAAUUUAAUGGCUGUAAUUCUUUUGACAGGUGAAGAGUCAUUUCUUUGGACAUUUGCAUUUGAACCAAAUAAAUUGUAUAAAACAUACGGUUUUGGGUCAACAGCAAGUAAUGGCAUCAUGGAACAUAAUGUUCAUUAUGACUGUGGAUGUAUACUAAGUGAAAAUGGUGAUCUUAUCCAUUUUUCCACUACAAAUACUCCUGUAAUUACCGUGCCCACCGUAUACGUCGCUUAUUUUUCUACAUUCGGUGCAAUGGCAUGGCAUUUAUUAUUAUAUCCAAAUUCUGUUCAGCAACUGAAUGGACCCAUUUUAACUUCGACAGCUAUUGAUUCAGAUGUAGAAGCUCGUUUUCGAAUUGCUGGCACUUCUGUGCGUACACGUACUUGCCAUUUUGUUCGUGCACGUCUUCUAGCCACAAUGUCGUUCUUAUCAAUAUAUUCUAAUCGCAACGAUGCACGUCUAUUACUAAAUCGAUGUUUUGAACAAUUUGCAUUCUUAAUUGUUGAAAAUCAAUCGGACUGGAUUAAACCAAUUUAUUCAACAUUAGAAGAUGUUCGUAAAGCAGAAGAAGAAUUUCAAAAAGAAGUAUUUUAUCAUGUUCAUGGAAAAUUAGGAGAGCAUAAUGCUUAUGUAAAUCGAUUGCUUUUGCAAUCAAGUAUUCAAAUAGAUUUACAAGAUUAUAUGAAUAAAUUACCUGUGCCAGUUAGAUAUAGGGACUUUACUACUCAGCUUAAUAGACAACAGAAAGAUGACGGUACUCCAUUAUCUUUGCUCAAAACAUUUUUGAACUCACGUGAUAGCCUAAAAAUAUCAGUAUUAGUCUAUGAUUUAGGUCGAUUUUAUAUUCUAAUUCAUCAAACAUUCAGUCAACUAAUUAAUGAAAAAGACUUUCAGAACAUCUCAUUAGAAGAGUUUCUUGUUAUUGGUAAAAAACGAUUUAAACAAAAUGAAAAAGUUUAUGACGAAAUUGUUGCUAAGGGCAUUGAAGCUUUAAACCGUUAUCAUUCAUUCACAAAUGGCUAUAUUCAACCUGGACCAUGUAAUUUAACUCAACAAUUUCCAGAAAUUACACUUACAAGUUCAUUAAAUUAUUUAACAACAAUGCGAAAUAGUGACGAAAAUGACAUUAUAAUGCGUAUUCUUCUUAUUCUUGCUGAUUUUAAUAAUAAUCUAUUAAACAUGUUAGAACAGGAUAUGGACAAAAUGUACGAAGUAGAUAGUAUAUUGAAAAAAUUACUUGAUACGUUUAAUAAAAAAACAGUAUCUAUAUUACAAAUUACUAACAAUCUGAAUGUCACUGGUAUAAUUUCCCUUAAUGAUCAAGGUAGUAUGGAGAUUGAACGAUUAGCACUUGCCUCAUUAUGUUCAACUACAAACAAAGGAUAUUAUCCAAGUACAGAUGAACAAUUAAAUUUCGAUUUCACUUAUGUACAAUCUUACCUUGUACGACGUUAUUUACUUGGUCACGCCAGAAUUGAUUAUCGGCGUAUACAUCACAGAUAUUUAUGUUAUAUUGAUGAUAAACGAAAAGCUAAUGGAAAAGAACUGUAUACGAUAGGUGGCUUAUUUUCGUCUGUUUUGAGUACUCAACAAUUAGAAAAUGAGUGGAAUGAUCUACAUUUACUUAUGCUGGACAAAUUGUAUGAUGGACUUAAUAGUUUAAAACAAGUUGCGUUAAUGAUUAAAGAUGUAUUAAAACAAACAGAAAUGGGCAGUACAGGUGAUAUUCAACAAAAAAUUAAUCAUACAAGUCAACAAUUAGCAUCAAUGAAUGUGUAUGAAUUUAUUGUACAUCAUGCACAAGUAGAAACACAUUUGGUAGAAAUGUUACAAAAAUGUGAAAUAAAAGAUUUUCCACUAUGUUAUAUUGAUAACAUACGAGAGUUAUUUGAAAAACAAAUUGGUAGUUUUGAACACUUAUUUACAGAUAUUCCAGAAUUAUUGCGUAUUCCAGCAUCAGACGAACUAAGACAAAUUUUGUCGAAUAAUUUUGAUGACAUUGGUCCGGAUGUUAAAUCAAAUAUACAAACAAUAACUAGUCUAUUAGAUGAUUUAAAGCAAAUACAAGAAAUUUUAUUACAACAAUCAUCGAAAUCGCUUGUAGAAGUUUGUGAGAUAAUGAGUAUAGAUAAUCCACUAUUAACAUUUAUACCACCUGAUAUUAAAUGUGAAAAUUAUUUAGCAAUAUGCAUAUUUUUCAUUCAACAACGUUCAAAAUUACAACAGUACGUUAUUGAUAGAGAUGAGAAACGUUUUCAAGUUUCCUUAGAAAUGUGGUAUGAAAAUGAUACUGACAUUCCAAAAAACGAAAUGAAUCAUUUUGCCAAGUUCUUAGAGCAAGAGGAAAUAAUGGUUAAUUCAGAUAAUAAUUCAAACGAUUAUUUGAUUAAUUUUAGUUUAUACGAAGGUAAAACUAUGAAUAAUGUGACCGUUGAAGAACGAAAAAGUUGGAGAAACUAUAUGGACGCUAAACAAGACGAAGACAAAACUCAUCCAAAUGAAAUUCAGAUUAUUCCUCUUCGUACAGAAAACAGUAAGCCAAAAUUUACACCUGUUUCUACUAUAAAUUCUUUAUUUGAAAUAUGUUUGAAAUCAAUCAGUUAUGCACCAAAUCAACUCAGCGAAUUCAUAGCACAACUUGUUUCGAAAGGAAUCAAUGAUGCUACAGCUACUGUUGGUGCCGGAGCAAAAACUUACACAAUAAAAUUUCCAAAUGAUUCACCACCCCCAUUAUCAGUCAUAUCUAAAUUGGAUAAAUUCAGUGAAACUAUAAAUAAAUUAUUUUUAAGGCAUAAACUUGAUAAUCAUGCUCUCAUAGAUGCCGAUGGUAUUGUGAUUGAUCUUUCAGCCAACUGUCAACAUAAACAUGUUUCACUUAAAUGUCAGAUUGUUGAAAAAAAUUAUUUAUUACAUGUUUAUUUUCAUUUACCAGACGAAGAAGUAACAGAAUAUUAUGCAAAGAAUGAUACCCUUAUUGAAACGAUUAUAGUCAAACUGCUUACUAAUUAUUCAACGAAAGUCGAUAUAUUAAAUGUUUGCUUUACAGAUCACUAUGGACGCCGUCUGAAUUGUGGUUCAAUUGAUAAUAUUCCUCGAAUAUCCGAUACUAAUGAUAUUCAUAUUAAUGUAGAACCAAAAGAAGCUUAUCUUUUGCAACUCAGUAUUAUAAAACCGUCUUCUUUUGGAAAUGAUAACAUUUCGAACUUAUUUGUAUCAACAACUAAAUGGCAACAAUUAUACAAUUAUAUAAAACAUGAAUCAGAACUUCGUACUGAAUUGUCCACAACUGAUUUUUGUUUUUGGAAUAGAAAACAAAAUCAUUUAAUCGAUAAUUUACUGACAAAAAUACUGAUAUCUGAGGGCAAAUAUGAUCAACACGAAGUCAGUUUCUUAAUCGAUGGCAUUUCCAAUGAUGACGUGAUAAAAGUUUGUAUAGAAUUUGACUCUGAAACCAUCAUGAUUUAUACUCUUACGUCAGUUUUACUGAGUACCAUGCUUGAAAAUGAAUAUCUAAAUCAACGAAAUCUGUCCGUUGAUGAUAUCACAGUCAUGCAUAAUCACGAUAUUAUUCAUAAUUUUCAACAACCAUUAUCCAACUUUUUAUUCAAAGAUUUAGAUCACACAGAUGGUGAUACGGAUACAACAGAAAAACAGUCGGACGUUGAUCUACUUUCAUUUCAGUUAUGUACAUUGGUUACUAUCACCUUAUUACAAAAUCAGCGAACUGUGCAAAUUCCUUUGAAAACCAAUAGUAUGUCAGUAUCAAAGGUUAUUCAAUAUGUAUGUGAAAAAUUAAAAUUAAAUGAAAAUGAUAAAUUUUAUUUAGCUACAAGCUUGAUGGAUAUGGUUGAUAGAAAUUCUCCUUUAGAAAAUAUCAAUGAAAGGAAAUUUUUUCUAUUAAAAGAAAAUGAAACAUGUUUAAUAUCAAUUAGAAAAGAUGAAAAUAUUGAAUUAUUGAUCGAUAUAUCUGAUACAAGCAACUAUUUUUAUGAUGAGAAGAGAAUGGGUCGUACGACAACAAUUGCCACCGUACGAGAAGUUUUCAAAAUUCAAUCGGAUCAGAAUCUUAUGUGUGAUAAUGAUUUUGUACCAUCGACAGAAACUGUAAUUACAACAUUAUUGCUACCAAAUGUAACAUCACUCACUUUCACUGUAGAUAGUAGUAAACGUUUUCCACUUCAAGUUACUUUAACAAAGAAUGAAAAGUUCCUGAUUAAACUUAAUUGUUCCGAUAGUAUAACAUGUGAACGACUAUGCGAAAUCGGCUGUUUAGUUCUACGAGAAGAUUCAACGUUGUACGACUUAUAUUUAUCCCAGUGUCUAUUAGACAAAUCAAUUACACUUAAUGAAAUAAACGAAGCGAAUGAGUCAAAUGUUAUAAGUAAUGUUAAUGAAUUUAAUCUCGUUUGUACUGCUCAGACAAAUUGCUUAGUCGAUUUUAACCUCGAUAAUGAUAGUAUUAGUGGUAUUCAAAUUCCAUGUGAAGCCUCAAUGCCAGCAAAAUAUGUAUUUGAAACAGCAUUAAGAAAAUUAGAUCAACAACAAGAACAGUCUGAAUUAGCACUCUACUACGAAAACGAUAUCUACACCGAAUUAGAUCUCACAAUUGAAGAAUUAAUAAAUGCAUUACCACCCGAAAGAUCUGUUGGAGAAAUACUUCGAUUUACAAUUAGAAAAUGA